Messenger RNA from Cylindrotheca closterium, 1395 nucleotides. The record is from the annotation of a GenBank genome assembly. Lineage: Eukaryota; Bacillariophyta; Bacillariophyceae; Bacillariales; Bacillariaceae.
AUGUAUCGAAGUGUCCUUCGUCGUCACGCCAGUCGAAUCUUGAGUGAGGGUUCUACCCAUCGCCAAUCUCUGAUACACCGAUCAUCUACCACGUCUCGUUUCUCCCGUGCUCUGUCCACAAAAGGCGGCGGCGGCGGUGGUGGUUGUGGUGGAGGAGGCAAUAAGAACCACCCAAAGGAAAAGUUUCCAAUGCCCGACCGGGACAAAGAAAUGCAUCUAGCCUCCAUUCAAUCGGAUAUUACCGAGCUUUACAAACAAGGAAACUUUCCGGAGGCGCUCAAAAUAUCCAAAAAACUAUUGAAAGAAACAGAAGCUCAUUUUGGAAGAGACCAUCCUGCAACGGCCAGUGCCUACAACAAUUUGGGAUUGAUGCAAAAACUUUUGGGUGACUUUGGUGAAGCAAGGCAACAUUAUUCACGGGCCAUGCGAAUUUAUGGAAAGGUGGUUGGUAGAGAUCACGCUAGUUAUGCCAUGACAUUGCACAAUCUCGGGACUUUGUCCAAAUCACAAAUCCAUUUUGAUACUUCUCUCAAGGCAACGGAACGAUUGUCCUUGGUAGAGCAAGCCUUGGAACAAUUGGAGGAAGCUUGGGAAAUUCGCAAGGUAGAACUGGGAGAGGAACAUCCACUUACAGUGGCAUCAAGGUCGGGGUACGGUUCAACUCUGGCGGCACAAGUCUUGCACCAACACAAAUUGGUGGAAUUGAAACCAGAUGACGAUUCAAUAUCAUUAUCACAAUCUACAACAUCAACGACAACAGCAGCAACAACGACAGAAGGUGAAUCAUCGGACGAAUUCAAAUCCAAACCCAAAUCGCAACAUCAACAACGACGGUACGUCGCUCUCGGUCCUCAGACCGUUACCGACAAGGGAUGGAAUGCGGCCGAAGAGCAUUUGCGGGAGUCUCUGGUGACUUCGAUUUACAAUCCACGAGGAAGAAGUGUGCAACAAAAGGGAAACAAGAAAAAGAAGAAACAACCCAAGAAACAAAGUAAAAAGGAAGACAUUGCUAGCGAAAUUGAAACCCUAUCGGCCGCUGCAGCUGCCCAGAAUCUUGCAGUCUUUUUGAAAUCCCGAGCCAUGACAGAGGUCCCGUAUAAUGAGGAUCGAUUACAAGAGGCUCAUGCCUUGUAUUCACAGGUCGAAUAUGUUCGCACCCAGCUACUUCCGGAAAAGCAUCCCGACUUGUACGCCACGAAAUACAGUUUGGCCGAGUUGCUCGAAGCCAUGGGAGAAGAAGACAAGGCUAAUGCAUUGCGACAAGAAAUUGUGGAUACCUAUGAUCCCCCAUCGGAAGAAGAGUUGGCGAAACAAGAGGCAGACGAAAAAGAAGAGGAAUCAUCAUCACCAGAUAUGGUGGUCAAGAUUGACAAGACCAUGGCAUCAAAGCCGUAA